UUAGGGAGGUUUAAGUGUAGAAACCGUAACUGAUAAGGUCUUGUUGCAGAGCGAGGAGCAAGAAAGAAAAGUGGUGUUAAUGGCUUAUACACUCCUCUCAUCUUCUCCAUCUACUUUACCCUGUCGUGAAGCCUCCUCCUCUUUUUCCCACCCCAACUCGGUCCAUUUCACUUCAUUUGCUUGUGUAUCCAAAACCUUGAAUCCCUCUAAAAUCUCACUCCAAAUCACUCAAGUUUCUUUACAAGAUCCACAUACAGAUGAAAAGACUGCUCCUUCACCCAAAAGAAACAUCUGGGUCAAUCCUAACAACCCCAAAGCUUCACUUCUUAGACAGAAAUCAUUUGAUGCCAGGUACUCUUCUCUUGUUACAAUUGCUCAAUCUUUGAAUUUGUGUGAACCAAAUCAGCAAGCUGUUUUUGAUGUGUUGGAUACUUUAGGGGAUAAGAUUGUUGAGCACGAUGGUGUUGGUAUCAUUAAUAAUAUGUCCAAUCCCGAAACAGCUCCUAUUGUUCUUGAUUAUUUUGUAAAGAGGGUUAAGGCUUUUAGGGAGGUUGUUUUGUAUAAUGUGACUUUGAAGGUUUUUAGGAAAUGUAAGGAUUUUGAUAGAGCUGAGAAGUUGUUUGAUUUAAUGCUUGAUAGAGGGGUUAAACCGGAUAAUGUUACGUUUUCGACCAUCAUUAGUUGUGCUAGGUUGUGUUCUUUGCCUAACAAGGCUGUCGAGUGGUUUGAGAAGAUGGCUUCUUUUGGAUGUCAACCGGAUGAGGUUACUUAUUCCGUGAUGAUUGAUGCCUAUGGACGAGCGGGGAAUGUUGAUAUGGCAUUGAAUUUGUAUGAUCGUGCAAGAACGGAGAAUUGGCGCAUUGAUGCUGUUACAUUUGCAACGGUGAUUAGGAUAUAUGGCACAUCUAAGAAUUAUGAUGGUUGUUUGAAUGUGUAUGAGGAGAUGAAGGCUCUUGGUGUGAAGCCGAACUUGUUUCUGUAUAAUAACUUGAUAGAUGCCAUGGGAAGAGGAAAGAGGCCGUGGCAGGCAAAAACCAUUUACAAGGAGAUGAUUGGUAACGGUUUGACUCCAAGUUGGGCAACCUAUGCUGCACUAAUCCGAGCCUAUGGCCGAGCUCGCUAUGGGGAAGAUGCUGUCGCUGUGUAUAAAGAGAUAAGAGCAAAAGGAAUGGAGUUGAAUCUCGUAUUAUACAAUACCCUAUUAGCUAUGUGUGCUGAUAUAGGAUUUACCGACGUAGCUGCUGACAUAUUUGAGGACAUGAAAAGGUCUGAGAACUGCAAGCCCGAUAGCUGGACAUUUUCUUCAUUGGUUACAAUAUAUUCCUGCUGUGGAAAAGUGUCGGAAGCAGAGGCUGCACUGAGCGAAAUGGUGGAAGCAGGUUUACAGCCCAACAUAAUUAUUCUAACCUCACUCAUCCAGUGCUAUGGAAAAGCCAACAUGACAGAUGAAGUUGUAAAAACAUUCAAUCGACUUCUACAACUAGACAUAGCUCCUGAUGAGCGUUUUUGUGGUUGUCUUCUAAAUGUAAUGACACAAACACCAAAAGAGGAACUUGGCAAGCUAACAGUUUGUGUUGAGAAAGCUAAUCCAAAGCUUGGUUAUGUUGUAACACUUCUAGUUGAGGGUGAUGACAGUGAAGGAAGCAACUUCAAAAGUAAGGCUGGUGACCUCCUUGGUUCUAUUGGUAAUGAUGUCAGGAAAGCAUACUGUAAUUGCUUGAUUGAUCUCUGCGUCAACCUUGACCUUUUAGAGAAAGCAUGUGAGUUGUUGGACUUGGGACUUUCACUUGAGAUAUAUACGGAUAUACAGUUAAAAACUCCCACCCAGUGGUCCUUACAUCUGAAGAGUCUUUCCCUUGGGGCAGCUCUAACUGCAUUGCAUGUGUGGAUAAAUGACUUGUCUAGAUCUGUUGAGUCUGGAGAGGAACUUCCAACAUUAUUAGGAAUUAAUACUGGGCAUGGUAAACACAAAUAUUCUGGAAAAGGUUUGGCAGGUGUGUUCGAGGGACAUCUGAAGGAAUUAAACGCUCCAUUUCAUGAGGACCAGGAUAAGGCUGGUUGGUUUUUGACAACAAAGGUUGCAGCUAAAUCAUGGUUGAGAUCUAGACAGUCCGGGGAGGUAGUUGCUUCUUAAGGUGCUGUGCAUACUUAAAAUAUCAAUUACAGCCUGUCAAUGAGUAACUAAAACUUCAGACCGGUAUGACUCUUUAUGAACUUGUUUUCUACAUAUAGCCUUUUUCCUAUCAAUUUCCUGCUUCAGAAGCAUAUGUAUUUUGCUUAUAAAGGAGGGUUACUAAAUUGAAGAGUUUCUUCUUUUUUUUAUUAUGUCAGUUGUUUUAAUUACCUUGGUUAAUAUUUACUGAAGUCCCUUAAUGGUGCUACUGUACAAGAUAUCACAUCUUCCCCUAUGUAAAAGAUAUGUUGUAUUUAUAGGAUUGGAAGGUCCUUUCUUUAUUA
Daucus carota subsp. sativus is the source of this 2457-nucleotide messenger RNA. RefSeq names its product pentatricopeptide repeat-containing protein At4g16390, chloroplastic. The transcript has a single exon. The record is from RefSeq and is a predicted model, not a curated record. NCBI's taxonomy places the organism in Eukaryota, Viridiplantae, Streptophyta, Magnoliopsida, Apiales, Apiaceae. Gene Ontology annotation, biological process: positive regulation of translation. Gene Ontology annotation, molecular function: protein binding; mRNA binding; rRNA primary transcript binding. The coding region runs from base 80 to 2134 and encodes 684 amino acids. Gene Ontology annotation, cellular component: chloroplast stroma.